Molecule: messenger RNA, 1464 nt
Organism: Colletotrichum paranaense
Lineage: Eukaryota; Fungi; Ascomycota; Sordariomycetes; Glomerellales; Glomerellaceae
Exons: 2
Coding region: 1-1464 (487 amino acids)
Biological process (GO): regulation of DNA-templated transcription
Molecular function (GO): DNA-binding transcription factor activity, RNA polymerase II-specific; zinc ion binding
Source: RefSeq, a predicted model, not a curated record
AUGGUCAAUAACGGUCGACCGUCGAAAUAUUGUUUCCCCUGCAGAAAAAGGAAGCUCCGGUGCGACCUCGCGCCUGGAGGAUGCGGCCAGUGUCGGAGAGUCAAACUGAGCUGUCAUGGGUACCGCGACUUUACUCAACUUCUCUUCCGUGACGAGACCAAAACCACGGCUUCAAAGGUCUCGGCCCGAUUGACCGCUGCUGUUGCUUCUUGCUCUCACGUCUCGAUACGGGACCCUCCUCAUCUCACAUGGGAGGACAUCUCCCGCGACGCCUUCCUCUCCCUCUACGUUGUCGGGCUCAGCCACACCUUCGACACUCUCCCCGCUCUCCUGACGACCUCCCCACCCGAUGGCCACUUACACAUUAGUCUCGGCGCAGCUAGUCUCGCCUUCAUGUCUUUCCACUUCAACCGGCAUGAUUUACUCCUCCUUGCCAGCAAGCAAUACGUCGCUGCCAUCAGAAGCGUCAGAUCGGCACUGAACACCAGCAACAGCAGCGACUUCCAACAUGACAGCAACAACGACGAAGUCGUCCAGUCAGCACUUCUCCUAGACCUUUACGAGAAGAUUGCCAACCGCCACGAGCACCAAUCCGCAUCGUGGCUAAGCCACGCCCGGGGCGCUCUCCACAUGGUCUGCGACCGCGCCAACACCGACUUCUCCAACCCGACCACCUGCCAGCUAGCCAAUAACGCCGCCGUAGCCCUCAUGAAGAGCUGCGGCAUCGCCGGCGUCCCCGUGCCGCCCUCGCUGCUGGCCCUGCGCGAGGACCUCAACAGCUACGUCCGAGACGCUGAAUGGAGCUUCACGGGUCUCGUCGUCGGCAUCGUCAACCUCCGCGCCUACACGCAGAGCCUGGCCUCGGGCGCAGCCUAUCCGAAUGUGGUGCUGCGUCGGGCCAAGAUCUUGGACGAGCACAUGGCCCUUGUGCAGGAGCGGCUCCAGCGCUCGUGGAAGGCUACGCGGACUUUCACGGUUGCGUAUAACCCGCUCAUCUUUGGACGGUAUUACGACGUCUAUCCGAGUCACCACGCGACGCAGGUGACUAAUGCUGUUCGGAUGAUGCGAUUGGAGCUGAAUAGCAUUAUUCAACAUAUGGGCCACGACGAAGAUCACACCAUCAAGAGUCAGACCCGGGAGAUUAUCCGGGAACUCAAUCGGCACUUGUGCGCCGCCGUGCCCCAGUUUUUGCUCUUGAUAGGGGGUGACGCCACGAGUCUACCAGUAUAUACCCUACCACCAUUACAGAGGCUACAUUGCUGUACAAUGUUGACGCCAUUGUACCUCUCCUUUUGUCUGACGGAGGACUCUUAUAUGAAGGAAUGGAUCUUGCAGAUUCUUCUGCGUAUGGCGGAACACGGAAUCAAGUUGGCGAGUGACGUCUUUCAACUGAUUUCGUCAGGUAAACUUGCAGAUUAUUGGGCUCUGUAUGCCAUGGUCGGUAGCUAUGCUAUUGCAGCUUAA